Messenger RNA from Cucurbita pepo subsp. pepo (vegetable marrow), 1553 nucleotides. RefSeq lists its product as uncharacterized. Gene Ontology annotation, molecular function: nuclease activity. The record is from RefSeq and is a predicted model, not a curated record. NCBI's taxonomy places the organism in Eukaryota, Viridiplantae, Streptophyta, Magnoliopsida, Cucurbitales, Cucurbitaceae.
AAAAAAAAAAUCAAAUAAAAAAAGUUCCAAUGGUUGAGAGUCGUUAAUCGUUACUUCUCUGUUUCAGAUUUCGGGAGCGUAAGAAAUGUUACGCGCCAUGACGAUCGGCAGCUUCUCCCUGAGAAAAUUGGUGUCCGGAAUCGAGACUCAGAGACCCUGCAAUCUGGAGUCGUCUUCUACACCCAGCCGCUUUCAGUUGAAAUCGGUAUCGAAAUCGAAAUUUCCUUUGGUUCCACAGACCAAAUCUACGAAGCUUCGCAUUGAAUUUCAUUCUAAACCACUCCAUAGCCUCAAUAAGCUCCCGUUUAUGCGAGUUCGCUGCUCCGUCUCCGCCCUCUUUCACUGGGACUCGUGGAGAUGGGUUACGCAAAUCACCUCCUAUUACUUGUUCUUUCUUUGCUUAGUUGCACAAGCCCACGAUUAUCCAUCUCCUUCUGUUAGAUAUCCUUGUGAAGAUGUUAACAAGUAUUAUGCUAAUGUAGCACAGUUAACAGGUGAACCUCUCAAACGUAAGCUAAAUUCAAUCAUUGCUGCACAUCAUUCCUUGUCCUAUAAAGAGGUCUGGAAUGCCAUCAAGAUUCUUGAUGCUGCUGAUGUGGACAAACCAGAAGCCUCAUCAGAAAUAGUGGAGAUUUACUCGCAAAGGAUUGUGUCAAAGUCGCUAGCAGGGAAGCCUGAGGGUUGGAACAGGGAGCAUUUGUGGCCUCGCUCUUAUGGGCUCAGAAGAGGUCCAUCCCUGACCGAUUUGCAGAAUAUCCAUCCAGCAGAUGCAAAUGUGAAUUCCUCACGGGGAAACAAAUAUUUUGGAGAAUGCCAAGUUAACUCCCCAGAAUGUAUGAAGCCAGCCUACAAAGAAGCUGCUUCUGAUACUGAAACAGACAAGGAAAAAUGGGCACCACCUAAGCGCGUUAGAGGAGAUAUAGCACGGGCAGUAAUGUAUAUGGCAGUCUGUUAUGGGUUCCACCUUUCUGAUUCUCCAGACAAGGGAAAUAAGGAGAUGGGCUUAAUUUCCACAUUGUUAAAGUGGAAUAAGAGUGAUCCGCCGUCAAGAGAAGAGAAGUUGAGAAAUGAAAGAAUAUGCAAGUUUUAUCAGCACAAUAGAAAUCCGUUUGUUGAUCAUUCAGAAUACGCUGAUCUAAUUUGGAAGUAAGUUUCUCCAACUUGGUGAAAGCUCAAAGUUUCUUAAGGGGAACAAUGACCAAUGUCAGUCACAACCACAAGGUAAGAGUUUCUUAGAAGGAGAUAUUUUUUUGUCCUAAGCGAUCUUCAUUUUUCUCAAACUUGGAAGAGGAAACCAUGAAGGUAGCAAUGCAUAAUAUGAGAUUUUGGCUUGUAUUUAUUCAUGAUGAAAUAUGUACAAGAUAAUGUUUCAUGGAAGUUAUAGUUCUUAAUGAAUACCCAAAAGCUUCGACAUACUAGGCUAGGCCUCGGGUAGAUUUGAACUUGUUAAUAUAUCCCGUUAUUUCUUCGGGUGAGUGGGUUUAGGUAUUCAUUUAGUUCUAAUAUAAAUGAUGGUGGGAGAUAAUACUACAAGAAUUAUAGAACUUCUACUA